Molecule: messenger RNA, 4018 nt
Organism: Mobula hypostoma (lesser devil ray)
Lineage: Eukaryota; Metazoa; Chordata; Chondrichthyes; Myliobatiformes; Myliobatidae
Exons: 14
Coding region: 665-3739 (1024 amino acids)
Biological process (GO): protein ubiquitination
Cellular component (GO): cytoplasm
Molecular function (GO): protein binding; ubiquitin protein ligase activity; zinc ion binding
Source: RefSeq, a predicted model, not a curated record
AGAGAAAUUGGCUGAGGAUGCCGUCCCGUUGCACAAUGUUGUUUAUGGAGUUGAAUGAUUUCAAGGAGAAAGGACCUAUACUCCCGAGGGGAGUCCAUUUGUUCGAGAUGGAUUUCGAGCGACAUUCGGAAGGUGGUGUGUGCUUUCACGCAGACCGAGGGUCCAACGUGUGAGUUAAAGACAACCUCAGGAUGAGCUUCAACUUAUGUGCACCUUAUGGUGGGCCCUUAUGUUUCCUUCUUUCUUUUCUUUAAUAACUGUUUACUUAAGUUAACAUUCAUAAAUAUACUUUCUUUAUAAUUGCAUGCUGUGUACGGUCUGUUAUUUUUGCCGCCGGGCGAUUGCAUGGGAGCAGCAAGUUACACAGCAUUCAGACAGAUUAGGGUUCGGGUGGGCGAGACAUCCCAACCUCACGGAUUUAGCGGGACGAAGUCAUAUCUACUCUAGACAUACAGAGUGUGGGAAAGGUGAUUUUCUUACCGCUGAUUCCGGUGGCUGUUAGCGAGGGGCUCCAGACACGGCCAGUAAAAGGGGUUUCACAUACGACAACAUAAUGUUCAUGCCGUGAGACUGCAGCGCACCUAGUGGACAGUCGCGGUACUGCAGGCGUUCAGCCACUCCCCGAAAGUGGAAGGAUCCUGAACCAGGAAGUGCCGGAGUUAACAUGGCUUCGACACGACAGGUCGAGAGUUUGACCGAGGAGGCAAUUUGUCCCAUCUGCCUGGAUUUCUUCACCGAUCCGGUGUCACUGGAGUGUGGGCACAACUUCUGUCGCUCCUGUAUCACACGGUGUUGGGAAAAGGCAGAGAGAAACUCCUGCCCGGAAUGUAGAGAGGAGUUUGCAGACCGCACCCUCAGGGUCAAUCGGGCCUUAGCAAAUCUGUCUGACAAAGCUCGAAAACUAAACCUGAAUCCGAAAGGGAAGGAAAGUAAACUUCACUGCGAGAAACAUGAUGAAGAAUUGAAGCUGUUUUGUGCGACGGACAGGAAACUGCUCUGUGUGAUCUGCAGAGACGCGCGGGAACACAGAGAGCACCGCUUCCUGCCGAUUGAAGAAGCUGUUGAAGUCUAUAAGGACCGAGUUAAAUCUGCCUUAGGCUCUCUCACAGAAAAGAAAUCCGAGCUCAAGGAAAUGGAACGGCAACAGAAAGAGAUGAUCGCUGGAGUUCGGAAACAGUCAAACGGCGUUCAGUCCCACAUCACUUCCCAGUUCGCUGAACUGCGCCAGAUUAUCACCGAGAAAGAGCAGCGCUUACUCCGAGAUCUCAUGGAAGAAGAGGCGAGGAUUCUAAAUCCAAUGGAGAUAAAUCUUCGACAGAUUCAAGAGAAUUUAAAUUCUAUCCAGAAGGAAAUCUCCAAGUUACAGGAACAGAUGGCCCAACAAGAAAAUAUCACAUUCCUCAUGGAGGAAGCUCGUCGGAAGAGGAGGACUAGUGAUGAUGUUUAUGUGCUGUCAGUGACACAUGGUGCCCUACCUGUCGAAAAAUUCGAUCAGCCCUUUUUGUUGAACACAACGUUGAGAGAAAUGUCUGAUACAAUUAAGCGAGUCUCUGUCACCCUGGAUGUGGAAACGGCGAAUCCGCGGCUCGAGGUGUCUGAGGAUCGGAAGAGUGUGAGAUGGACCGGGACCCGGAGGGAUCUCCCUGACACCGGGAAGAGGUUCACACACUGGGCUUGUGUGCUGGGAUCGGAGGGAUUCACAUCGGGGAGACAUUACUGGGAGGUGGAGGUGACGGGGAAUCGGCGCUGGUAUCUGGGAGUCGCCGCAGAGUCUGUGGAGAGGAAGAGAUUGUUGAGACUGAGUCCGGAGACCGGAUUCUGGACCAUCAGGCAGUUUGAUGACGAGAUGAAGGUUCUCACCUCCCCUGAGUCCCGUCUCCCCGACGGUCCCAUCCCCGGGAGGGUGGGAGUUUAUCUCCGUUACCAGUCCGGGACAGUUUCAUUUUACAACGCGGAGACCAAGUCCCAUCUCCACACCUUCACUGGGAAUAAAUUCACGGAGAAACUUUAUCCUUUCUUCUGGACUGGGAAUAAAAACGAGUGUCUGAGAAUCUGCUCCGGUUCCGCUCCGGAAACACCGCGGAUUCAGCAGCAGCCGCGGGAGCGGGUCCUGAGCUCCCCGGCUCCCCCGGGUGCUAAAGUCCACCCGCACCGGGACAGAGCUUGCCGAUUUUGGUCCAGCCGUAGAACGGCCCUUCAUGUUCUUCUUAAUCCCAUCACACCUACUGGGGCACCAGCCGCCGACAGCAGCUCCCCAGAGGCCUCAGUCCUGGGCCUCAGGUUGAUCAGCCCUGAUCCUGAACCAGGAAGUGCCGGAGUUAACAUGGCUUCGAAACGACAGGUCGAGAGUUUGACCGAGGAGGUAAUUUGUCCCAUCUGCCUGGAUUUCUUCACUGAUCCGGUUACACUGGAAUGUGGGCACAACUUCUGCCGCUCCUGUAUCACACGGUGUUGGGAAAAGGCGGAGAGAAACUCCUGCCCGGAAUGUAGAGAGGAGUUUGCAGACCGCACCCUCAGGGUCAAUCGGGCCUUAGCAGAUCUGUCUGAGAAAGCUCGAAAACUAAACCUGAAUCCGAAAGAGAAGGAAAGUAAACUUCACUGCGAGAAACAUGAUGAAGAAUUGAAGCUGUUUUGUGAGACGGACAAGAAACUGCUCUGUCUGGUCUGUAGAGACGCGCGGGUACACAGAGAGCACCGCUUCCUGCCGAUUGAAGAAGCUGUUGAAAUCUAUAAGGACCGGGUUAAAUCUGCCUUAGACUCUCUCACAGAAAAGAAAUCCGAGCUCGAGGAAAUGGAGCGGCAACAGAAAGAGAAGAUUUCCGGAGUUCGGGAACAGUCAAACGGCGUUCAGUCCCACAUCACAUCCCAGUUCGCUGAACUGCGCCAGAUUAUCACGGAGAAAGAGCAGCGCUUACUCCGAGAUCUCAUGGAAGAAGAGGCGAGGAUUCUAAAUCCAAUGGAGAAAAAUCUUCGACAGAUUCAAGAGAAUUUAAAUUCCAUCCAGGAGGAAAUCUCCAAGUUACAGGAACAGAUGGCCCAACAAGAAAAUAUCACAUUCCUCAUGGAGGAAGUUCGUCGGAAGAGGAGGAUUAGCGACGAUGUCAAGUCCCUGUCAGUGACACAUGGCUCCCUACUUGUUGAAAAAUUCGAUCAGCCCUUUUUGUUGAACACAAUGUUGAGAGAAAUGUCUGAUAUAAUUAAGCGAGUCUCUGUCACCCUGGAUGUGGAAACGGCGAGUCCGUGUCUCGAAGUGUCUGAGGAUCGGAAAAGUGUGAGAAACACCGGGACCUGGAGGGAUCUUCCUGACACCGGGAAGAGGUUCACACACUGGAUUUGUCUGCUCGGGUCAGAGGGAUUCACAUCGGGGAGACAUUACUGGGAGGUGGAGGUGACGGGGAAUCGGUGGUGGGGUCUGGGAGUCGCCGCAGAGUCUGUGGAGAGGAAGGGAGCGGUCAGACUGAGUCCGGAGACCGGAUUCUGGAUCAUCGAGCGGCAUAAUGGCAAGAUGAAGGCUUUCAGCUCCCCUGAGUCCCAUCUCCCCGCCGGUCCCAUCCCCGGCAGGGUGGGAGUUUAUCUCAGUUACCAAUCCGGGACAGUUUCAUUUUACAACGUGGAGACCAAGACCCAUCUCCACACCUUCACUGGGAAUAAAUUCACGGAGAAACUUUAUCCUUUACUCGGGGUUGCGGAUAAAAACCAGUGGCUGAGAAUCUGCUCCGGUUCCGCUCCGGGUCUGUAAUCGGGUCGGGUCCCGAGACCGGCCUCAGCAGUAAGUCAAUGUAAAUAUAAAUGUGAGGAUACUGAAAUAAACACAAUGUGAGAAUUAUCGUUAUGGGGGAUUUCAACAUGCAGGGAGACUGCAGGAAUCAGGUUGGUACUGGACCCCAAGAAAGGGAGUUUGUGGGGUCCCUCCGAGAUGGAUUCUUAGAACAGCUUGUACUGGAGCCUACCAGAGAGAACGCAAUUCUAGAUUCAGUGUUGUGCAAUGAACCGGAUUUGAUCAGGGACCUCGAGGUAA